GGCUGAGUAAUGGCUGCGACCAUGCUGAACAAAUGCUGCCUCUCAAUCAAUCAGACAUUACAGCGUAACCAGUUAGUUUAACCACACGAGCCAUGGCUAGUCGGUUUUCCAAUGUGACACAUUCUUUCAGGAAGACGUUUACCCUGCCUGACAUGGACAUGGUCAAAUGGUUUCCUGGACACAUGCAGAAAGGGGUUUUAAAAGUGCAACACAUGCUGAAAAACAUUGACUGCGUUAUCGAAGUUCAUGAUGCUAGAAUUCCAUUUUCUGGACGGAACCCUCGUUUUAAUGACAUCAUAUCUCUCCGUCCCCACAUCCUUGUUUACAACAAAAUGGACUUGUGCAAUUUAAAAAAGAAACAUCUGAUACUUUCAAAGUUAAAAUCCGAAGGCGUUGACAAUGUGAUGUUUACUCAGAGCACAGUGUCUACUAAGAAUACUGCUAUGUCAAGAGAUCUGUUUUCAUUGGUGACUAAAGCCAUCGAAGCGAGAUCCAGGUAUCAUAGAGCGGAGAUUAAUGAGUUCAACUUACUGGUACUAGGAGUACCGAAUAUAGGAAAAUCCACAUUUCUAAAUUACUUGAGGAGAUUGAACACUACACACCACAAAAAAGCUGCUUCAGUUGGAGCUAUCGCCGGCGUUACGAGGUCAGUGGGGAAUAAAGUGAGGGUGAACUUUGAUCCGCCAAUCUUUCUUACUGACUCCCCCGGAAUUCUGACCCCUACUGUACCGAAUAUCCAUGUGGGGAUGAAGCUUGCACUGUGUGGAUGUAUGCCCGACCAUUACGUAGGGGAAGAAUAUAUUGUGGACUAUAUGUUAUACUGGAUGAACAAGCAACAACAGUUUGAUUACGUGAAAUAUUUUGAACUCAAGGAACCAAUAGAUGAUGUGAUGCCAUUUUUAAAACAUGUGGCUCUGAAGAAUAAAAUGAUUAAAAAGAUCAAAUCCACCGAAACACGUCAGUAUGUGCAUAUACCAGACUUCAGUGCUGCUGCUAACAUUGUCAUCAAGUCAUUCCGCAGCGGAAAGUUGGGGAAAUUUAUGUUGGAUGAUGACCUUCUUUGAUAUUAACAUGAUAUGUCAGAUUUGUUGUCUCAAAUGUCAGAUGACUAACCCUAUGCAAUGUGGGUGUUGUGUACAGCUAUGGGUGUUAGGUAUGCAUGGGGACCGGAGAAAAUUACUUCCAUUAUCUGGGGAUGAAUCAUUUUCAUCAGACAUACAGGAUUUAUUAUUUGCAUUCUUUUGUGACUCACUAACAAGAAACUUGCUUUGUUAUCAUGUUAUAUAUAUACCUAUGCAAAUAUAUUUCUUCUGGUACAAAAAGCAUUUUAUUCCUUUAGAAAGUUGUGAUAUAUAUACAUAAACCUAUGGAUGUAUGUAUACUAUAUGAGUGCUAGGGUUGGCCAUGGGGUGCCCAAGGUUAAACCCCUAGCCACAACAAACUUUCAUUUGACAACAUAUAUGUGUUUCCGGUAUCAGUAUAUCUUUCACUUAUUAUGCAGUUUCUUUUGGUGAAAGAAAAGAAAAUAAAUUUUAAAAGUGAUGGCUGCAAAAACUGUUUUUUUCUGGUUUUUAUUAAGAAAUGAA
This is a messenger RNA of Mizuhopecten yessoensis (Yesso scallop), 1586 nucleotides long. RefSeq names its product mitochondrial ribosome-associated GTPase 1-like. Gene Ontology annotation, molecular function: GTP binding; GTPase activity. The transcript has a single exon. Gene Ontology annotation, cellular component: mitochondrion. Bases 93 to 1064 code for a protein of 323 amino acids. Lineage: Eukaryota; Metazoa; Mollusca; Bivalvia; Pectinida; Pectinidae. The record is from RefSeq and is a predicted model, not a curated record.